Messenger RNA from Theobroma umbraticum, 1582 nucleotides. The record is from RefSeq and is a predicted model, not a curated record. Lineage: Eukaryota; Viridiplantae; Streptophyta; Magnoliopsida; Malvales; Malvaceae.
AUGUAUCAUCAUCAUCACCAACAUCAAGGCAAGAACAUCCACCCGUCUUCAAGAAUGCCUAUUCCUCCUGAGAGGCAUUUGUUCCUGCAAGGUGGAAAUGGCCCUGGAGAUUCUGGUCUUGUCCUCUCAACAGAUGCCAAGCCAAGACUGAAGUGGACGCCUGACCUUCAUGAACGCUUCAUAGAAGCUGUCAAUCAGCUUGGAGGAGCAGACAAGGCUACUCCAAAAACAGUCAUGAAACUAAUGGGGAUUCCAGGCCUUACUUUAUACCAUCUCAAGAGCCACCUUCAGAAAUACAGGCUCAGUAAAAAUCUCCAUGGACAAGCUAAUAAUGGCAGUAACAAAAUAGGUGCGGUUGCAAUGGCAGGAGACCGAAUGUCUGAAGCAAAUGGGACUCACGUGAACAACUUAAGUAUUGGACCUCAGGCAAACAAAGGCUUACAAAUAGGCGAAGCACUGCAAAUGCAAAUUGAAGUGCAGAGAAGGCUGCAUGAGCAGCUUGAGGUACAGCGACAUUUGCAGCUUCGUAUCGAGGCUCAAGGGAAAUACUUACAGGCAGUGCUGGAGAAAGCCCAAGAAACUCUCGGAAGACAAAAUUUGGGUUCCGUGGGGCUUGAAGCAGCCAAAGUUCAGCUUUCUGAACUGGUGUCUAAAGUGUCCAACCAAUGCCUGAACUCUGGGUUUCCAGAUUUGAAAGACUUGCAGGGUUUGUGCCCCCAGCAAACACAAGCAACACCACCCACUGAUUGUUCAAUGGAUAGUUGCUUGACCUCCUGCGAAGGGUCUCAGAAGGAGCAAGAAAUACACAACAAUGGGAUGUGUUUAAGACCUUAUAAUACUAGCAGUGCACUCUUGGAGCAAAGAGAGAUAGCAGAAGACCCAUUGCUGCCUCAAACUGAGCUGAAGUCAUUUGAAGACAUAAAAGAGAACAAGAUGUUUCUCUCCUCAUUAGGCAAGGAUGCAGAAAGAAGAAUGUUUUUUGCUGAUAGAAGCUCCAGCGAUUUAUCCAUGAGUGUAGGAUUACAAGAAGCGAAAGGGAAUGGCGGCAACUGCAGCAGUUUCUCCGAGGCAAAAUUCAAAGGAAGGAAUGAAGAUGACAGUUUCCUAGACCGAGGAAACAAAAGGGCAGAUGAAGUUAACAGACUACAGUACUUUGCAACAAAGCUGGACUUGAAUGUCCAUGAAGAAAACGAUGCAGCUUCAAGCUGCAAACAGUUUGACCUGAAUGGUCUCAGCUGGAGCUGAAAAGGGGUCGUCCAUGACUAGAGAAAAGUGAAAGAGACAGAGUUCAGUACAUUGGCAAUCCAAUUUUAACCAUCGGAAGAGGAGACUCGGUGCAAGAAACAUGCUGCUCUCUCUCUCCACCUUCCCCCAGACCAAAAAUCAAUUCAAAUCUUAACUGAAUAAGUUGCAGCAACAAAGCUAGAUUGCUUUUUGGCAACUACAUAUAACAUUAGAUAUCUACAUCUGAAUGUAGUUUAUUUCUUUUUUACUGCAUGCCAUGUAGCAGACAAUACCUGAUGGAGUUCCAGGAAAAAUGGCUUGAUCUGAUUAAUGAUUACAGCAUUACUCUUUUGUAUCA